AAAGAAAAAACCACUAUGAACUUAAAAGAAGAAACCCUAGUUUCUAUUCCCUUCCCACCCUUAUCUUCCUUCUCCCUCACGUUGCCGCCGCCACACAGCUAUCUCUGCCGGUUUGUUUUUCCCCUUUUCCUUCUCCAUAUCCCCCUCUCCGCUACAGCCUACGCCGGCAAACCCUCUCCGCCGCAGUCGCACGCCGCCACCCUCCAUCGGCAAACGCCCGUUUCUUCCUUCUCUCUCUGUCUACCUCUCUGCUGCAACCUCGCCGGCACCCACUACUGCACAGCCUUCCUCUACUCGUCGCCGACUGCCCACCGCAUUCUCGUCGCCAAGGUCAUGGCAGAAUCAAGCUCGCCUGGUUCGUUUCAACCUCCUCCUGUUACCCCACUUCCUAUUCUCAUUGAUGGGGCGGAUCGCGAUCGAGCACUUGCCGCUUCUGAGGUCUGUGCUCGUCGAGAAGUACUUGAGCGCCGGUCCCGGAGAGUGAAACAACUUUGUCGAAUCUUAAAGCAAGUGUACUGGUUUUUGUUGGAGGAACUCAAGCGCAAAUACAGGGAAUAUUAUUGGACAUAUGGCAAGAGUCCAUUUAAGGAGGACGAGAAGGAGGCUGAGGGCAUUGGUGAUUAUCCAGAGGGUAUUGGGGAAAAUGGAAAGCUAGGAUUAGGUUCUGUGACCGGGAGUGAUGAGAUUAGACGGUGUGAUGUCACAGGUUGCAAGGCAAAGGCAAUGGCGUUGACAAAAUACUGUCAUGCUCAUAUCCUCUCGGACAAAAAGCAGAGGCUCUACAAGGGUUGUACCUUUGUAAUCAAGAGUAUGCAGUCAGGGCCGCUUCUAUGUUCAAAGCCCGUUUUAAGAUCAACUGUUCCCUGCUAUUGCCCUGGUCAUCUACAAAAAGGUGAGAAGUGUUUAGCUCGAGAUUUAAGAAAAGCAGGUCUUAACGUCUCCUCGACUAGUAAGCUUCGUCCAGAUUUCCAUGUAUUGGUAGCUGAAUUCGUUCGCCAAAUACAAAGCAAAAGGAGAGCGACGAGAAAGGCUACUGCUGUUAAAAUUGAGAGUAACUGAGAAGGUGAAGACUAGUGAGGACCCUCCGUUUGAAUUAGGGUGAAGCGGUUUGGUUCGGCUGGUUUGAGCCUCAAACCGAGCUGAACAACCUGCAUCUAUUCAAUCCAACCCCCUCCCAACGGAAGAAUUUGUUGAUAAAAUCAAUUUUUGUGUAUUAUCCAACCCCUUCUUCCUUUCCCUCCCUCGAUGCACAUCGUGAAUUUGAUUGCAGAUUGUAGGGAUGUACAUUCCUUCUCUUGAUGGUUUCGUUAACUUGGGCUUGCUAAUUAGAAAGGUGCCUAAACUGCCAUAUUAUUUAUGGGAA
This is a messenger RNA of Benincasa hispida (wax gourd), 1363 nucleotides long. RefSeq lists its product as uncharacterized. Lineage: Eukaryota; Viridiplantae; Streptophyta; Magnoliopsida; Cucurbitales; Cucurbitaceae. The record is from RefSeq and is a predicted model, not a curated record. Gene Ontology annotation, cellular component: NSL complex.